CACGAAUCGUCAAGGCUACCUUACCGAUGUAAUUAGUCAAGAAUCUCCAUACCAGCUUGAGCUGUGCUCUGAACCUGUGUGGCAUCCCAACAAUCGCUAGAAAAUCUCCAAGCCGUGUUGCUGAAGUUGCUGAAGAUGCUGAAGAUGGUCUGAUGCAAUAUCGCGUCUUCCAAACUAAGCCACUUCCAGCUGCAGCUGGUCCACUUCACAAGAAGAUGCGCUCAGAAUCCCCUUGAAAAAAGUCGGUCUGCCACCAACAAGAGACGACCCUGCCGUCGGGAAGCUGUUGCUGGCUCUAUCCACUCUUACCCGCGCGUCACCCUGCUCUGCUCCAUCGAACAACCACAUCAGACACCUGUAUGACGCGUCGAAAUGUUUGAGGUGCGUCAAAUGGAACCGACAUGGGCCUUUUAAUUCUGGUCCCACGAUGACAUGUCGCCGGUCGCAUGCUGAUUCCAAUGACUACGCACAGCGUCGCGCGGCAGAUCGCUACCGCCUGCGAAUGCACCGGGCCCGCACGGUGGCACUCACCUCCGAUGAGAUCGUGGAAGUCCGCGCCGCCCAGCGCACCUUCGAAGGCGCCUACGUCCGCACCGCUCUCUCACAGUUCUCCUUCGCCCUCGUCGUCCUGAAGAUCUUCACCAGCGAGUUUUACAGCACGGGCGCGUUGUUCGCCAUCUACGGCACCGGCGUGCUCAUGAUCGGCCUCUACCGCCGCCAGCAGGGUAACAAGCAGUUCUUUUCGGAGCUCGGGGAGGAUGGGAUCAACCGGCACAAAUUUCGGACCAGUGGGAAUGCGGUCUUGAUCCUUACGGCCCUGAGUAUCGGGGCGUAUGCUACACUGAUCGGGCUUACGUUGAGGCUGGACCAUUAG
Messenger RNA from Aspergillus japonicus CBS 114.51, 874 nucleotides. RefSeq lists its product as uncharacterized. The transcript is spliced from 2 exons. Bases 428 to 874 code for a protein of 148 amino acids. The record is from RefSeq and is a predicted model, not a curated record. Lineage: Eukaryota; Fungi; Ascomycota; Eurotiomycetes; Eurotiales; Aspergillaceae.